Acanthoscelides obtectus is the source of this 576-nucleotide messenger RNA. Lineage: Eukaryota; Metazoa; Arthropoda; Insecta; Coleoptera; Chrysomelidae. The record is from the annotation of a GenBank genome assembly.
CAAAUAAUGAAAUAAUAGUUGCAAUUAGAUUUUAUUUAUUAUCGUUUUUGAAAGGCUGUCCUCAGUGACGAUAAAGUUCAACUUUAUCUUCACUCCCACUAUUAGUUCUACAGUGUUCCUACGUAAGGACGCACACACGUAACGUCUACAAUGGGAUGGUACUUGAGCCUGGCGAUGGCCUUGGCAGGACUGCUAAACCUGUUUAUGCCCAUGUCGAUGGCCAUUGACCCCCAGUGCGACUAUCAGGACAACCUUUUGAUAGGACAGGAGUAUUUCAUCUACAACAAAGAGUAUCCGGACAGAGAUAGCAGCGGAACCAAUUGCAGGUGGACCGCAAAGAGCCAACCGGGUACCAGAAUCGUCGUCUCAUGCGAGGAUAUCGAUAUACCAAGUAGUCAAAACUGUCAGUAUGACAAGCUGUCAAUAUCGUUGAGUGGAAGUGCCAACUUUGCGGAUGCUAAGAACUACUGUGGUAAAGGUACCCUUAGCUUGGUGUCCAACAGCAACACGUUAACAGUGGGUAAGAUUUUUCUGCUACACCAUCUUUUUGACCAUCAAUUACUAUUUUAUCAUUGA